Molecule: messenger RNA, 1051 nt
Organism: Hippoglossus stenolepis (Pacific halibut)
Lineage: Eukaryota; Metazoa; Chordata; Actinopteri; Pleuronectiformes; Pleuronectidae
Product: vesicle transport protein GOT1B
Exons: 5
Coding region: 116-532 (138 amino acids)
Biological process (GO): endoplasmic reticulum to Golgi vesicle-mediated transport; retrograde transport, endosome to Golgi
Cellular component (GO): endoplasmic reticulum; membrane
Source: RefSeq, a predicted model, not a curated record
CCGCUGGUCCACUGCUGCGGAGGCAUCAACACUAUCCUGAGCCUCAACGUUCAAAUCCGCGGCUUUGAUCCGCUGAGUUUCGAGUGCUUUGGUCGUUUCUCCAGCGGACGUCACCAUGAUCUCCCUCACAGACUCUCAGAAAAUCGGGAUGGGGCUGACAGGGUUUGGCGUGUUUUUCCUCUUCUUCGGGAUGAUGCUGUUUUUUGAUAAAGCUCUCCUCGCCAUUGGAAACAUUUUGUUCGUCUCUGGUCUGUCCUUCGUCAUCGGCCUGGAGCGCACGUUCAGAUUUUUCUUCCAGAGACACAAAUUCAAAGCCACCAGCUUCUUCCUUGGAGGAGUGUUGGUGGUUCUGAUCGGCUGGCCGAUCAUUGGAGUCGUUCUGGAGAUCUACGGUUUCUUCCUCUUGUUCAGGGGAUUCUUCCCAGUGGCAGUGGGCUUCAUCAGACGAGUUCCUGUGAUCGGCUCUUUGCUCAGUUUACCUGGGAUCAGUUCUCUGGUGGAUAAAAUUGGUGAGAGCAACACGAUGGUAUAACAGUGGGUUGUUUCCUAUUGGAGGAGAGUUUUAAGUAUUUAUCAUAGCUUCUAACAGUUACUGUAUAUUUUGGUCAUUGCCACUCCAUGACUGUGAAUCAUCAUUUAUUUUUCUGCACAAAGUUUGUAUGUGGACAUUUGACUGACGUGAAGUUACGUCUGUCAGAUGGAAACAGUUUUGGACUAAGUUACCAUGACAGAUUUUUUAUUUUAAAGAUUGGAAGCAGGUCUCCCUUUUUUGUAUCAUUCCAGUCUUGAUAUUUAUGGACUGAAAAUGUGGGACCACUGGAUCAACUCCCAGAGAGUCUGGGGCCUUUUACAGCAGCCACUCCUGCAGAUCGUGCCUGAAAAACUCACUGAGAGCUUUUUUCUAUCAAGUGUUACUGGAGUUUUGUACAUUAUACUGAGGUGGAGCUAAAUGUCACUGAGGUUGGUUAAAGUUAGAAGAAGCUUGUUGUGGAGAUGUUGAACUGUUACUUUUGUAAAUGCAAACUUGAAAUAAAUUGACUUUCAUACAUUC